This is a messenger RNA of Bradysia coprophila, 2718 nucleotides long. RefSeq lists its product as uncharacterized. NCBI's taxonomy places the organism in Eukaryota, Metazoa, Arthropoda, Insecta, Diptera, Sciaridae. Gene Ontology annotation, biological process: regulation of DNA-templated transcription. Gene Ontology annotation, molecular function: RNA polymerase II cis-regulatory region sequence-specific DNA binding; DNA-binding transcription factor activity, RNA polymerase II-specific. The record is from RefSeq and is a predicted model, not a curated record.
GCACUUUUGACAUUUGAACUUUUUUCUUAUAAAUGUUUACCAUCUUCUGCAUUCAGAAGAGUAUUAGCAACAAAUUGUUUUAAUCAGCCACAACGGCUCGUUGCACGUAAAGUUUCAUUAUUAAAGACAUGAAGUAAUGGACCAAACAUCAAACGGUCAAACGGGUUCCAUCGAAAAAGUAUGGUUCAAGAGUGAACCUGCGGACGACGAGCCAAAUGGAUAUUUCUACAUAAAAACUGAAGAUGGAGUUGACAUCGUCGAAGGAAAGCCACCACCGGAAAUAUCAGUCCCAGACGAAGAAUCAUCGAAUGUCCCCAUCAAAUCCGAAAUUACAUUUGACGUUUUUGAAUGCAUGCCAGCGUCGGACGUGCUUGAAAUCACGAACGAUGCAGAGCCAGAGUUCAUUGACACACUCGGCGCAAAGGAGACCGCUGCCAGAUUGGACGUCAAGAGAUCGGAACAAAUGGACACCGGUAGGAGUUCGUUCAGUUGCGACGAAUGCGGAAAAGAAUUCAACAUGAAAGGUAGCCUCAACAGACACAAAAUGUUCCAUCUGGGACUGAAACCGUUUGAGUGCGACUAUUGCGGCAUGAGAUUCGCCCAAAAGUGUCACAUGAAACAACACCAGCUGACGCACCAAGGUGAUAACAUGAUGCCGUGCGAUAAAUGUGGAGUCAGUUUUGCGUCGAUGCGUAUUCUUCAGUUACAUCAACGGACACACAUGAAAACAACGAAUUCGGAUUCGUUCGCUUGCGAGGUAUGCGGAAAAGAAUUCAACCGAAGAUAUCACCUCACCAGACACGAACGGUCCCAUUCAGGUGAGAAACCGUUUGAGUGCGACGAAUGUGGGCUCAGAUUCGCCCAGAAGUGUCACAUGAAGCAGCACCGACUAACACACAAUGGCGAUAAAGUGGUCCAGUGCAAUGAGUGUGGGAUCAAUUUUAUGUCGAUUCGCAGUUUGAGGAAACAUCAGUGGACACACUUGGAUGUAGGAUCCGUUGCCGAAAAUCAAUCGAAUGUUGAUACAGGUGGCCAAGUUGAUCAGCACAAUGCUGGUGAGAAAGUUUUUUCCUGUAACCUGUGUGGAAGAAGCUUCAGCCGACGAUAUUAUCUGUUCGUGCACCAGCGACGUGACCAUUCCGGCUAUUUGCCCUUCAGUUGUGACAUUUGUGAAAAGAAAUUCGUCGACCAGAAAACACUUACGCGACACGUGCUUUGCCAUUCAAGUGAUAAAUCUUUCGGCUGCGACAAAUGUGGUAUGAAGUUUAGACUGGAGACCUACCUAAAGAAACACAUGAGAACGCACUCGGACCAAACAAGUUUCAGUUGUGACCUAUGCGAAGCAAUUUUUUCACGAAACUCUAGUCUAAUGAAGCAUCAGCGGUCGCACAUCGGUGGUGAAAAAGAGUUUAUUUGUGACGAAUGUGGAAAAUCGUUUGCUAAGAAGAUCAAUCUAAAGCAACACAAGGACCGCCAUGCCACCGAUAAGCCUUUUAUCUGUGACGAAUGUGGCGCCAGGUUCGCCCUGAAAGUUUAUUUAAAAUCACACUUACGGACGCACAGCGACUUCAAGCCGUUUAGUUGCGACGAAUGCGGAUCAAGAUUCACCCAAAAAUCGGGACUCACUGCCCACAAACUGUCCCAUACCGGACUUAAACCCUUCGCAUGCGAUGAAUGCGGAAAGAAAUUCGCCCGGAAAGCGGAGGUACGAUCGCAUAAGCUGACGCACAGUGGCGACAGGCGUUUUCCAUGUGAUCAAUGCGACAUGCGAUUCACCAAGAAUUGCCACCUUCAAGAUCACAAAAUUCAGCAUACCGGUGAACGACCCUUUCCGUGCGACCAAUGUGACAUGAGAUUUACCAUGAAAUUUUACCUCAAAACACACAAACUCAAGCAUAUCGGCGUUAAGCCCUUUGUGUGUACCGAGUGUCCCAAGGCGUUUUAUACCAGAUCUCAUCUCAACCAACACAAGCGGGUACACACUAGGAGUGAUGCACCGAAAGGAUCGGCAAAACCGAAAGCAGGUGGCAGUACUCGUCAGAAAAUCUCGUUCGGAUGGCCCACAUCAAAUAAUGAUGAUCAGCCGCUUACGGUGACCAACAGCAAUAUCAAAUUUGUGUUUGAAGGAGAAGUUAAGGAGAAACCUGAGAUCAAAAUUCAACUGGAGGCACACAUUGACCAAAGCUCUGUCGUUUCCCAUGUCAAAGAUGAGGCAAAAGCAAUAGUAAAAUCAGAGGAAGAAAAUCCUUUUCCACUACAACUUAUAGAGCAGACAGCUAUCGAAUCUGACCAUCCCACCAAUGUCACCGAAGACCUACCGGAUAUCGACAAAUUCCGUACGACAUCCAACCGGAGGUCAAAAGAAAAGCCAUUCUCCUGCACUGAUUGCGGAGCAAAAUUUACUACCGAAAGGCAUUUAAAACUUCACCAACGGACGCACAAUGGUGAAAAUCAAUUUGUCUGUGACGAGUGUGGAAAAUCGUUCAAUCGUCGGUAUUCUCUCACCAUACAUAAGCAAAAUGCCCACGACGGUAUUAAGCCGUACGGUUGUGACAUUUGCAGGAUGCAAUUUUCGCAAAAGUGUGACGUACGAAGGCACAUGAAAAACCACCAAGGCGACAAACACUUCGAUUGUGACGAAUGUCAUACGAAAUAUUCGACAAUUACGUUAUUGAAGCAGCACCAAACUCGCUUUCACAAGCCAUAGAGGGUUAGAGG